Molecule: messenger RNA, 1579 nt
Organism: Ornithodoros turicata
Lineage: Eukaryota; Metazoa; Arthropoda; Arachnida; Ixodida; Argasidae
Product: tetraspanin-33-like
Exons: 5
Coding region: 112-1272 (386 amino acids)
Cellular component (GO): plasma membrane
Source: RefSeq, a predicted model, not a curated record
UGCAUAUGACCUAUCAGUCGUAUUGCCACCUUGGCAGGUUUCCUGGUUUGUUCACGCUAUAUACACGGAACCAUUGGCUGGGAUAACCAGCGCUUUCUUCGCGAAAAGAACAUGUUGAACGGCAGCACGGCAUUCCUCCUGCAGCGUCUCCCCAAUAGGUUCCCCGAUAUUUCUCGGCCUUUCCUUCUGCUCUUCAACUGCACCGGAAUGUUACUGACUGGAACUCUCGGCUUCCUUGGCCUCUUCGCCUACUCGGAGCGGGGCCCCAUCGGCGCCAAGUCUCGGAUCUAUUACCAGGACGUAACCACGAGCAGCACACUACUUGGUCGGGUCGCAGUUAACGUUGAGCUGUGGAUGGUGAUGUCUGGCACAUCGUUGUUCGUCGUAUUUACCCACGGUUUCGUGGCAGUGGUCCGGAUGGACUGGGUUCACCUGAGGCUGCACUCGGUAUGCGUGGCCACUAUCACGGCCGUAGCGUUAAUGAUCGCCACAACAGUUGCUGUGGUGCCGUACCUUGGCAACCCACUCUUUAACAGGUUGCUAACUGCGGAUAUACUGCAUAACUACGGCACUAACCCUGACUGGGACUACUGGUUGGACUCUCUCCAGUCCAGGCUACACUGCUGCGGAAUCAGUACGCAGGCGUACCGCGACUGGGAGCAGAGCGAACAAUACCGUUGCUCUGCUGAUAAUCCAAGUGCGCUUCGCUGUACGGUGCCGCCUUCCUGUUGCAAAGACCGCGAGGCUGCAAGUGUGGGUCGCUUUUGCGGAAGUGGGACCCAGAACUCUACUGAUGACUGGUUGAGUAGGCAUGUCUACCAGCGAGGAUGUGUGAUGGCCGCCGUUGAAGCCAUCAGUGGACACGCUCUGGUAGUUGGGUGCACGUGCAUUCUCGUCACCAUUGCGCUUGCUAUUGCAGCUACCACCGCCGGCGCAAUGAGCAAAAGGGAACAAAGUCUACAUGCUACGCACCUAGAUCAGGACGUCGCUGCAGAAAGUCCCCGUGUGGAACAUUUCAGUUCAAGAAAUGAAUUUGGCAGCUACCAGAUCGUGGAUCAUGGUUCACCAAGUCAUCAGCGACAGUGUUCCCAAAUGGUCUCUGAACAGUCAUAUGGGGCCAAGAUGUUAUCCAACGCAGCCUCUCCCCCUGGUGAAGAACGGUAUCCAGUCAGUGAAGUAGAAGCGCCCAUCUAUUAUGUUCCCAUCGGAAAAGUACUUUCACCCAAACAAGAGAGAAGCUCACAGUGUGCAACAUACUAUUACGACUCAUAACCACAGCUGCAGAUGUGGCAGUGGCUACUUUCAAGAUGUCUACGUAGCACGGCCCUAUAGGUACCAAGAAGAGUAAACCCUUAGUGUGUGUAUCAGGAGAGCUUCAUGCUUGCGUACCAAACUAUUAACAAUUAGAAAUAAGUACGAAUAAAGGCACAUUUUGCUGUGAAUCUCUCCAACUUGCGCUGCCAUAGCAGAUGCAUGCACAGUGCGAGCGAACUCCCACACCGAUAUUCCUAAACGCAAAGUCGUCCCGAAGUCAGCUUCUGCCUGGGGUGAACGUGAAGACUCCAUCUUUAGCUGUGCA